Molecule: messenger RNA, 2286 nt
Organism: Fonsecaea erecta
Lineage: Eukaryota; Fungi; Ascomycota; Eurotiomycetes; Chaetothyriales; Herpotrichiellaceae
Exons: 1
Coding region: 1-2286 (761 amino acids)
Biological process (GO): protein localization to phagophore assembly site; endoplasmic reticulum to Golgi vesicle-mediated transport
Cellular component (GO): cytoplasmic vesicle; TRAPPIII protein complex; phagophore assembly site
Source: RefSeq, a predicted model, not a curated record
AUGACCUCUUCGCCGAGUGAUGGAGACCCUCUUCAGUCGCCAGGCAUCCUGUCCUCACACUCGAUUCCAUCUCUCGAGGUUCAUAAGACAAGACCACCCGCAAGAGACGAAUCACCCGAGACAUCCACUACGAGCCUCCCGAUCCGCACCUCGAGCCCUCCCGCCCUAGGUUCUCGGACCAGCACUCUUACCAGCGUCCUGUCCCGCUCUAGCUCUCCCAAUGGACGAUUAUCGUUGUCACUAUCGAGGUUUGGGAGGUCGCGAGCCAACAGCCCCCUGGGCAAUCCCUCAGAGACAUAUGAUGACACACGAUCGUUGAUCGUCCGAGCAUUUUCUCCCACCAUUGCAAUCUACGCAUCGCCCGAAGUGGACGAACUCGCUGCUCGCAAGGGCUUGAGAGAUGGCUUCGUAGGAUUGGUCCGCCCCUUCGGCGACAAGAUCAAUGGGAAAGUCGUCGUGCGAGACAGCACAGGGGCCAGUCGGGCUUGGGAGGACUUUGGCGUCCACUUUGCGGAUCUCGGCGAAUUGGUUCAAGAUGGCACAUCUUCACACUCUGCGUCCAGCUCGACGGAAAAGCUAGAAGAGUUGAUGGAACACUUUGUGGGAGAUGGCUUCGACCAGACCGAAGAUGGCCUGCGUCGGGGAGAGACGUCUCCUUUUUAUCGCCUAUUUCUGGCCCGGCUCUUGUCUUCCCAGACUAUCAGCCCGCACGAAUCUUUUCAUCAUCCAGUCGGUGCGGUGAUUGCUAUCAGCUCUUCCACGCAGCAACCCAUUGAGACCUUACGCAAUCUCUAUCAGCAAACCAUGUCAGGUUCGAGAUCCUUACCCGUCUACGCCAAUCCAGAAUACCUCAGAUAUUAUGUGCUUGUCCACGAUGAGGACAGAGAUGAUUUUAGCAAGUCGUCUGCGCUUUUUGAUCAGAUGAAGCGCCAUUUUGGCCUCCACUGCCAUCUUCUCAGGCUGAAGUCUGCGCCAUGCACACAGACGGACGAUGACACCGAAGAACUCCCCACCAGCGAGUGGCUGUCGCCCGUUGAACAGCUCGCCCUCCUGCAUGACAAUGCAGAUCUCAUUGACCUUAACACCUCGACAUCUCCCUACAUAUUUUCCUCGGAUGCGACGGCCCUGCGUGCAUUCGUCCGCGAGCUUGUUGCACAAUCAAUCAUCUACCACAUGGAGCAAAGGAUUGCGUUGUGGAAUGAUCAAAUCGCUUCGCGUCGUCGAGGUAUCUCGGGGCGAUUCAUGUCGCUUUCGAAGAGGUGGACCGGGAUUGGAAGUUCUUCUCGAAGCUCAUCAUCGACCGCCAAUGUCGGAGCCAGCGGCAAUUACGACAGCCUGCAGGGGACAUACCGCUACGAUGCUCCCGAGAGUCUAUUGCGAAAGCUUGCCGACUAUGCGUUCAUGUUGAGAGACUACAAACUCGCGGCAUCGACCUAUGAGCUGCUUCGAGGAGACUACUCCAACGAUAAAGCGUGGGAGCAUUUAGCCGGCGCGAACGAAAUGUGCUGCGUUGCUACUCUCCUGAAUCCUCUCACCAGCAGUGGCAGUUCCAAAUUCAAGAUUGAAAACUUCGACAGCAUGAUCGAAACGGCGAGCUAUUCGUAUUUGACCCGGUGCUCCGAACCAGCUCUUGCAUUGCGCUCUAUCUUGCUCGGGGUUGAGCUGUUGAAAGUGCGAGGUCGUACCGCGGGCGAACUCGCGGCGAAGUGGGCAGUCCGCAGCCUCGAGCUGGGGCUGGUCGGUAGUAUCGGACACGUGUUGGUCAGUGAGCGCGUGGCGUCUUCUUUCGCAGAUCGCAUCGGCAUCGGCAACACGAGCUGGGGCAUGCGGAAAAGGAAAGCGGCGCUAUGGAAUAUCAUGGCCGCAGACGAAUGGAUGAAACUGGGCCGAGCAGAGAUCGCUGCCGAAAGGCUUGAUGAGGCACAAGAGCUCUACGGAGAGACGAGGAACAGUGAUUCACAUAAGGAGUUUCACGAGCUCGCCGAAUAUCUGGAACAGCUGAGACUGGCCGUGAGGAUGAAGCUGGGAGAAGCAAGACGAAGAGGCUUUAGUGGCGCCACGAGACAGAUUGAACUGGAGGGUCCGGCGGACGGUCAAGCCGAUGUGGAAGACGAAACGGUGGAAGAAAUGAAUGCUCUGGAAAAGGUCGAUAGCAAGGGACACAGGAGAAGUCUCUUGGGAGGCGGCGUGGGAACAGGAGCGACCCUGCUGGAGCCAGUCACGCCGUUGAGUCCGGCUCGGCUGAACAGAGCCGACACAUAUCGGCGAGACGAUGAUUUCGAAUGA